AAUGCUUCUCUUUCUCUACAGCGCUGUUGGGAGAUUGCCAUUGCACCCCUUAAGCAGAUCCCUAUGAAUUUGUUCAUAAUGUACAUGGCGGGUAACACCAUCUCCAUCUUCCCUAUCAUGAUGGUUUGUAUGAUGGCAUGGCGGCCCAUCCAGGCACUCAUUUCCAUGUCUGCCACUUCUAAAUUAUUGGAGAACUCAAGCCAGAAGUUCUUGCAAGGACUGCUGUAUCUCAUCGGAAACUUACUGGGCUUGGCUUUGGCUGUGUACAAGUGUCAGUCAAUGGGACUGCUGCCAACUCAUGCAUCUGAUUGGCUGGCCUUCAUUGAACCUCCAGAGAGAAUGGAGUACACUGGAGGAGGGAUGAUUCUCUAAGGCAACAAUGAAGGGUACUGACCACUAAAAUUAGCAUACACUGAAGAGUCUUCACCGCUGAAAAGAACUGCACUAAUGAAAUGAUGUUGCUGAUAAUAGCCUUUACAGCUAGUAGUGGAUAGACAGUAUAAAAUUCUAUUUUAGGCUGGAUGCAUCAUUGAAAUCCUACUAACCCCUUCUGGGCUACUGUGCAUUAAUAUCUGCUUUGUUGUUCAGCAGAGAGAGACUUGUUCCAUACGGAAGCUUGUGUGAUGCAGUUCCUUGCUGAAAUAUGUCACCUAAGAGAAGAUUGCCUGGUUUAUGACCUAGUGAACUUUUGGGUUAUAGACCUUUUUGUACCCAUUAAUGUACUCAUGGAAACUUUAGAGUACUAUUGCAAUUGUCAGUGAGAGAGCAUUAUUAUGUAAAUAAAAUUUGAGAAUGUUUGGGACUGCACUAUAUUAAUUAAUUUAACUUUGUCAUUACCUGUGUAUUACAGAAGGGUUUUAUACAGUUUCUUGAUGCAUUUGUUUUAACCCCAUCUUUUUAAAGGUAAGUCUCCAUGCAGUGUCUCUUAACUCUUUGUACAGCAGUACACACCUAAAGCUGGCCUGUGGUGCUGUUGCCCUAUUGACUGUAUAUGCUAAAAAUUUCAGGCAUGUAAUGCUAUAUUUAUGUAAACUACUGCCCAUAUACAUUUUUUAUACACAGUUGUGUUUGCGUUGGGAAUAGCAAAGCAUCUAUUUAGCAUCUUACCUGUAUCCGUCUCUGUAGUGUUGUAUUUAUAAUUUAUGUUCUUCUCUUGCCCCUGGUUAGGCUGCAGCCUGGUUAAAAAGUAUGUAAAUAAACAGAAUAGUUAUAAGGUUGUACUUCAGAAAUGAAGCCUUGUCCAUUAAAUGUUCUGAAUGAGA
Messenger RNA from Protopterus annectens (West African lungfish), 1262 nucleotides. RefSeq names its product ER membrane protein complex subunit 4 (gene EMC4). The transcript is spliced from 3 exons. The record is from RefSeq and is a predicted model, not a curated record. Gene Ontology annotation, cellular component: EMC complex. Lineage: Eukaryota; Metazoa; Chordata; Ceratodontiformes; Protopteridae. Gene Ontology annotation, biological process: protein folding in endoplasmic reticulum. Bases 64 to 372 code for a protein of 102 amino acids.